Messenger RNA from Stegodyphus dumicola, 1608 nucleotides. RefSeq lists its product as uncharacterized. Lineage: Eukaryota; Metazoa; Arthropoda; Arachnida; Araneae; Eresidae. Gene Ontology annotation, biological process: regulation of transcription by RNA polymerase II. Gene Ontology annotation, molecular function: DNA-binding transcription factor activity, RNA polymerase II-specific. The record is from RefSeq and is a predicted model, not a curated record. Gene Ontology annotation, cellular component: nucleus.
AUUGUAAAGUUAUCAGUCAUGUUUUCGGAAGUUCGUAUUAAUGCUCAGAGAAUAUGCAGUUUUAAAGCGGUUUAUUCAUAUGUAUAAUAUAAUAGAAUAUCUCAAAAUGUGAUUUGCUGUCUUCGAACUUAUUGUGUUACAAAUUGUAUUAAAGAGAGUGUCGUGAGGCAUUGUGUGUUAUAAAAUGGAAAACCCACCUGUGUCAUUACUUUAAAAUUCAACGUGCAUGCAAGAAUAUAGAACUUUGUAUAUAUUACUGUAAAAAAAAAAAGUUUAAAUGAAAAAGAAAACCUCUGCUCAUCCAAGAAGGCAGUUUGGUGUGACAAAACUGAAAUGUAAUUAAAAUAACCUAUAUAAAAAUAUUAAUUUCAAGACUAACUCAAACUAGAAAUUUCUGUAUGAAUUGAUAUUUAUAUGAAACUGUUGACUUAGUUUUGGAUUAAUAGAGCAAAUAUGGAUAUUCAAAACAUGACUUAUGAAAUGCAGCAGGAACGGCCACAUGGAUGUGAUAUCUGUGGUAAGAGAUUUAAAAAGGGAAAUCAAUUAAGGCAACAUUUGAUAAUCCAUAAACCACCUGAUAAACGUCCAUAUAGUUGUUAUAUAUGUGAAAAAACUUUUAAUCGAUCUCACCAUCUAAAGCUUCAUGUAAUUGCUCAUACAAAGCAAAGUCCAUAUAGAUGUGAAAUAUGUGGUAGAGGCUGCAACCAGAUGAGCAACCUUAGACGUCAUUUGCAGACACAUGAAGCUGAAAGAAAUCAUGUAUGUGAAUACUGUGGAAAAACCUACGUGGAAGAAGCUACGCUGCAGAAGCACAUGCUCAAACAUACUCAGAAGAAUAUAUUUCAGUGUGAUUCUUGUGAUAAAACUUUUUAUAAAGCUGGAAACUUGGAAAAGCAUGCCUUAGUUCAUAAUGCAGAUCGGCCAUAUAUGUGUACCCUGUGUAAUAAAGGUUUUGUUAGAGAAAGUAGCUUGAAACAGCAUUUGGUAACUCAUACAGAAGAUGAACCACACAGUUGCGAUGUAUGUGGACGUCGCUUUCGCCGGCUGGGAAAUUUCGAAAAUCAUUUGAUUACGCAUACUGGGUAUACUCCACAUGUCUGUGAUAUUUGUGGGAAAAAGUUUUUACAAAUAGGAAGUUAUAGGCGCCAUCUACGUACUCAUAAUGAAGUGUUAAAAGAAGCCACCCGUAUUAAACUAGAAGGAACGGUUGGUGAUGAGAUGUACAUAUUACAGGAUGAUGGUGAUAUGGAUGAUGAUGAUGACGACGACGAUAAUUCAAAUAUGUUGGCUCCAGAAGUUUCUAUUCGGGAAUAUGAUGGAGAAAAUGUGGUAUUAAAUGCUGUAGAAGCUGAUGCACUUAUGAUUACUGAACCAGAUGGACAAGGUAAUGUGACUGUAAUAGGAUCUGCAUGUUCAAUGGAAGGAAUUCAGAACAUAAGUCAUGAUGGGAAAGAAUAUUAUUUAAUUGAAGUGAAAGAAUGCUCUUCAGAAAACGGGGAAUGCGAGACUAAAGUAUUUGAAUAAAUGUUAAUAUUUUGACUUCUUGCCAAAACAAAUUUGUGCAAAAUUAGCUUUCUGUUCUGAAAAUAAAUUUAGUUUAAAAUUGUU